Messenger RNA from Trachymyrmex cornetzi, 621 nucleotides. Its product is annotated as myb-like protein X. Bases 1 to 621 code for a protein of 206 amino acids. Lineage: Eukaryota; Metazoa; Arthropoda; Insecta; Hymenoptera; Formicidae. The record is from RefSeq and is a predicted model, not a curated record. The transcript has 3 exons.
AUGACUGAGGUUCUUCGUAUUGCGGGAUCUUCCAGUAACUUAAAGGGAACAUUUCAGAAAAGCCUGAAGAUCGCGGCAGCCUCGUCCAUGGGGAUUUUUGAGAUCAUGAAAGAGAGGGCAAAUCUAUCCAAAGAGGACGCAAAGUCGGAAGAGGCGGUAGGCGAAGCGGAGGCCUAUAGGUUGGAACUACAGGCGCUCAAAAAGAAAGAAAGACAGGAUAAAAAGGACAAAACUCCCAGUCCUAGAGAGAAGGAUAGAGAGAAAAGUAACAGAGGAAAGCGAUCAUCUGAUAUUACUAAAAAGAGUCCUAGAAGAACCCCAUCAGAUAAAAUAAAGGCGAGGGAUAAACUCAUAACGUCAGAAUCAGAGCAUAUGGAUGUAGACGAGAAGUCGCCCAAAUCAAAGAAGGUCACAUUGGAUAAUCCAGAAAAAUGCCCAGAAGAGGGUAACAAAGAAAGAGCAGAUCAAAAAUUAGCUGUCAAGGAAGGAAAGGUAGAGGGAUACAAGAACAGGAGAAGCGAAACAGGAUUUGACACGACGGAGUUAGAGGACAUGAUCAGGAGAAUUGUCGCGGAGGAAUUGUCCAAAUAUAACAGAAAACCAAUUAUUACGGAGAUUUAA